Colletotrichum chrysophilum is the source of this 1284-nucleotide messenger RNA. RefSeq lists its product as uncharacterized. The coding region runs from base 1 to 1284 and encodes 427 amino acids. The record is from RefSeq and is a predicted model, not a curated record. The transcript has 4 exons. NCBI's taxonomy places the organism in Eukaryota, Fungi, Ascomycota, Sordariomycetes, Glomerellales, Glomerellaceae. Gene Ontology annotation, molecular function: NADP binding; flavin adenine dinucleotide binding; N,N-dimethylaniline monooxygenase activity.
AUGGUAGCUGCAAAGCGCGUCGCUGUCAUCGGAGCUGGCCCCGCCGGUGCCAUCACCAUCGAUGCUCUUGCGCAGGAGAAAGCAUUUGAUGUGAUCAGAGUCUUUGAGCGGCGAGAAGGCCCUGGCGGAUGCUGCCCAGACCCCAAAGCUUCCGACUCCUCGUCAGAUUGGUCUGUUUCUGUGCACGGCGCCGAUACGCCCUUCCGGCACUGGUCACUAGUGCAAGAUUAUGUCCGAUCUCUUGUCGAGAGAAGAGGCUACCAAGACUUCGUGGAGUACAACACCACUGUCGAGAAAGCUGAGAAGGAUGAACGCAGUGGGGAGUGGAGGCUUACUCUACGCAAAGACGGUGAGAAAACAGAUUACUGGUGGGAGGAGAGGUUCGAUGCUGUCGUUGUGGCAUCAGGGCAUUACAGCGUGCCUUACAUUCCAUUGAUCCCGGGUCUUGGGGACUUUGCAAAAAGGAAACCUGGAAGUGUGAUCCACAGCAAACACUUCCGUGGCCGUGAUGCUUACAAGAACAAGAGAGUUGUCGUUGUAGGCGCUUCUGUUUCUGCAGCAGACAUCGCCUUCGACCUGACCUCGACUGCUCAAGCUCCGGUGUAUGCUGUGACUGUUGGCCACAACUUCAACGGCUACUUCGGUGGGGAAGCAUUCAACCACCCGAAGAUUACGAAGGUUCCCUCCGUGUCGCAUAUCGAUCCUAGAACCCGCACCGUACACUUCGCCGACGGCACUUCCGUCGCUGAUGUUGACAACAUCAUUUUUGGAACUGGCUACACCUGGACCUUGCCCUUCUUCGAUUCGUUCAACAGUAGUAGAACAGCGCCAAAGCCAAAGAAUAACCGAGUGCCGGACUUGUAUCUGCAUGUCGUCUAUCGGCCAGACCCGACUUUGCUCUUUGUUGGGGCUGUCAAUGCCGGCUUGACCUUCAAAAUCUUUGAGUGGCAAGCUGUAUUGGCAGCUAGAAUACUCGCUGGACGGGCGAAGUUGCCACCAGUGGAAGAGCAGAAACAAUGGGAAGAUGAUCGCGUGGCAAAGCGUGGGGACGGAGCCAAGUUUGCUUUGGUGUUCCCUGAUUUUGAGAAGUACUUUGAGACUGUCAGAAAGCUUGCUGGUCCUGCAAGUGGCCGGGGCAGAGGACUUCCACCAUUCAAUAAGUUCUGGUUUGAACGAUUUAUGGCCGGCCAUGAGCGACGUAAAGAAAUGUGGAGGAGGCUGAAUGCGGAGGCCAGGGAGACUUCAGAGCAAGGAAAAGUAAGGGAAGUUCGCGCCAAGUUGUGA